UGGAGCCCCAGCGGAGAAUCACAGCAACGCAAGUCAGCCUAAAUCCCGUCCUGUGAUCAUCCUGCACUCCGUUUCACUAUAGUAUGGCAUCUAGGAGAAUGGAGACUAAACCAGUGAUAACCUGUCUGAAAACACUCCUCAUCGUCUACUCCUUCGUGUUUUGGAUUACUGGAGCCAUCCUACUGGCAGUUGGAUUAUGGGGAAAACUUACAUUGGGAACUUACAUUUCACUAAUCGCUGAAAACUCUACUAACGCGCCUUAUGUCUUGAUCGGGACUGGAACUACUAUUAUCGUGUUUGGCCUGUUUGGUUGCUUUGCAACAUGUCGUGGCAGCCCAUGGAUGCUGAAGCUGUAUGCAAUGUUCCUUUCCUUGGUGUUCCUGGCUGAGCUAGUCGCUGGCAUUUCUGGCUUUGUUUUCCGGCAUGAAAUCAAGGGCACAUUCCUCCGGACAUACAAUGAAGCUGUGCAGAACUACAAUGGAAAGGAUGACAGGAGCCGGGCAGUGGAUGACGUGCAGCACAGUCUGCAUUGCUGUGGAGUGCAGAACUACACUAGCUGGUUUGCAAGUACCUACUUCAUAGAAGAGGGUAUUCCAUCCAGCUGCUGCGCAAAUGCCAGUGACUGCAACCAACAGGACCUGCGUAAUAUUACUGUUGCUGCCACUAAGGUGUACCAGCAGGGCUGUUACGAACUGGUGACCAGUUUCAUGGAGACCAACAUGGGUAUAAUAGCUGGAGUCGCUUUUGGAAUUGCCUUUUCACAGUUGAUUGGGAUGCUGUUGGCCUGCUGUCUGUCUCGAUUUAUCACUGCCAAUCAAUAUGAAAUGGUCUAAUGACAAAGAAAAAGGAAAAAACACAGGAAAGGAAGAUCAUGCCUAUCAUUGCAAAACUGUGGAGGACUUGGAGAAGACCCCAAGAUUACUAGGAUGCUCCAUUGCCAUUUCCCUAUUGUAGGUUCUUCAUUCCUCAUUGUCCACACGUGCCACAACGAGAGAUCCCUGCUGGCACUCUCAUUUUUUCCCCUCUUCCUCUCUGUUGACCCAGAGAACAGUGAGGACUAACACAAAACUAGCACACAAUGUCUGGUCAAAAUUAACUAUUUCUAUGUGGACGCUCAUAUAAUUCCUGGAUUGCAGAGUCGCCGUUUACAGUUUUUGGACAUUACUUGUCACUUAUAUGAUUAAAGAAAAAAAUUAAUAUGUAACUGUGUUCCAUCUAACAUUUUUCUCAGCCAAAAAGAUAUUUAAACAUUUUGAGGGAAAAAAAAGUAUACUUGAAAACUCUUUUCACAAUAGUUUGAAAAUGUCUGGCCUGCAGGGGGUGAGCACUCCCUUCAGUUAUACUAUAGCCUUUUACUUCUCAUUAAACUUGUACUGCUUCUGCUUUUUGCUGCUAUCUGAUCCUGUGUAAUAUUAAUCUUAAUUUUAAAAAGUGCUGUAGCUUUCUGUAGAUGUGUUUGUAUUGGCAAUUUUGUUGGUUUGUUCAUUUUUUCUUUUUUUUCUCUUCACUUUUUUUUUAACAAAUAUAUAAUUUGUUUUAAUUUGGUAUGCUGGUGUUCUCCAACCUCGGCUCACAGUUGCCAGGGUGGCCAAAUUAAAUUUGAGAUUAUAAAACUUGCUUCAACUUAAUACUACUCAUGUUUUAGAUCCAUAUCUUUUAUUUAGUUGAAUUCCAUGUUUUAUGGUUACUAUUUUGUUUCAACCCUGGCACUUAACAUGAGUACAGGUACUUGCAAAAAUUCUGACCAUUUUUUUUGUGUAUUUUGCUCCUUAAUUAAUUUUGUAAUGGCACAAAAGGCAUUCACUCUACUGUGAUGAUUCAGCACAAGAGAACAUACAGAUGUAUGUUCAAAUACUGGCAAAGGGAGUGAUACAAUAAGAGUCUCAAUUCAGUUGAAUCCUUAUGGAUGGGGAAAAACAAAUUAUUAUUAUUUUUAUUGAAUCUUCACAUACAGUCUACCAAAUAGAUAAACGCAUCGGUGCCCUUGGGGAAUUUCUUUUUGAGAUAAUAGGCUAGUUAUGUACUCACGUCACUCCAUAGAAACAAGUUGCAGGCUUUGUUCAAACAACCCAAACUUCCCUUUUUUUUGGUACAAUGAGGCCUUGAACAGUAGGGCUGAGCUGGCAAAAUCAUUUCACAAAUGAAUUGGGUGCCGACUGGUUCCUUUGUCCUUCCGAUUGAAUGAGAGUCCUGUAUAAGAACUGUGACAGACACUCGCUCUUGCUUGUUUUCUUUCCCUGGCCCUGUGUGCAGAAUGGAGGAGAACACAAAAACAGAUAACUGUAACUUAUUUAAACAAAAACAAAGAUUUUUGUGAUGUGAGGAAGUCUGGGGCUUGACAACAAAAAGAAGCCUCCUGUUCAUUCUAUGUGUGUGUUUAUUGCCUUGUUUAUAAGUAGAUGCAGCCGCCACUGAUGUUGUUUGUAUAGGUGGAUCAGUGUUAAAGCAAACUUAGAGAAAUGUAGGGGUAAAAAAAAAAAAAAAAAAGACUCCAAAGUUUAAAAAAAUGAAUACUAAACCUUUGUAUGACAUAAAACUUAACUUUUUAAACUGUCAUCACCAGCUAGCAUGCCAAUAAAGUACAUUGAUAUUGUAAGCAAUUGUGAUCUCUGUAAUAAUAAACGGUCAUUUCAACUUU
Erpetoichthys calabaricus (reedfish) is the source of this 2638-nucleotide messenger RNA. It is a transcript of the gene tspan7, whose product is annotated as tetraspanin 7b. The coding region runs from base 84 to 833 and encodes 249 amino acids. NCBI's taxonomy places the organism in Eukaryota, Metazoa, Chordata, Cladistia, Polypteriformes, Polypteridae. Gene Ontology annotation, cellular component: membrane. The record is from RefSeq and is a predicted model, not a curated record. The transcript is spliced from 8 exons.